AAUUACAGACACGCUCCAUCUGUCUUUCUACACCACUGGAAAUGUUCUACAGUGAUCGGUGAUAAAAAAGGCAAUACGUUAUCGUCAAAACAGAAUGGCCAUAACCUCCGUAGCUACUUCCUUCUACACUACUUCAGCCUGGAUGGAUAUGCACUCGGUGACAACAUCGGACACGAACGUUGGAGAUACCAAAACAAAUGAGUAUUCAUUUACAGAAAACAGUGUGUGGAUAUCUGGACCAGGAAGUCGGGAUCCGAUCGGAAACAUGUCCACUACUACAACAUUCCUACCCGGACUUCUGGAUACACUGAACGACGAAAAAGCUCUAUUGUACCUUCCCGUUAUAAUCUUCGUUGCGUUUUUAAUGGUGACAGGUGUGAUUGGAAAUAUUCUUGUUAUUUAUGUUUACUGCUGCAAAUACCAAAGUCGAUCAUCUAACCAUUUCAUCGUUUCCAUGGCAGCGUUUGACCUUUUGUCCAGUCUGAUCUGCAUGCCCAUUGACAUCUAUGACGUCAGAUUUCACUACACAUUCUACAGCGUUUGGGCUUGUAAGCUCUUCCGCUACUCACAGAACGUAACAACGUUCGGAUCGGUCAUCAUCUUGAUCGAAAUUGCGUUUGAUCGCUACGUCAAAAUCUGUAGACCCCUAAGGAUUGUAACGGCGUUGAAGAUCAAGAUCAUGUGCGCAGUUGCAGGAAUCUUGGCUAUAAUUUUGUCUGUUCCGGCACUUAUCUUGUUCGGCAUCACAAGGGCUCCAACGCACGUGACUGGACUGUUCGGACACGAUUGUUCAGUAUCAGAAGACUACAAGGAAAGUCUUUUUCGUGACAUCUUCUACAAAUACUUCAUACCUCUAACGUUUGGCGUGUCGUUCCUACUGUUAGCCGGUCUGUAUAUCCGCAUUUGGUAUGAAAUCAGACGCAGGAAAGAUAUAGUAAUAGGCGAUAAACCGACUAACCGACCAGGCGACGAUCAAAUGGGGGGUGGACGUUACAUUGUAAAAAGGACCCGCUUUAUCUCAAGUACCAGUGACGACGAAUCAAGCGUAUUUACUAAUAACAAACGGUCAUUCAAACGGUCUCUGUCUAAUUCAUCUCGAAAAUCAAGGUUAGGUAGCAUUACGGAAGCUCUAACGCAAAUCAAAGUCUCUAGAACAACAAAGAUAUUUAUUGCUGUCACCGUGGCGUUCGUGCUGAGUUAUCUGCCCACCAUUGUGGUUCAGGUAUUUGUAUCUCGACAAAAAGGUUCGGCAGUAAAACUCUCUGAGGAGAAACAGCUUAUUCUGAAACUGUUUGCCCGUUCUUACUACAUCAACAAUGUUAUAAAUCCUGUUAUAUAUAGUUUUCUGAACGUAAAUUUCCGCACGCAUUGCUCCAAGCUGUUUACAGCUGCUAUCGGUAGUUGUAAGGGAUCUUUCCGUCGUCGCACUAGUUCGUUCAGAGGAUCUUUCCGUAAGGUGAAUGGGACAAGGUCGGAUUCCAAUAAAUCCAAUCCGACCCAUGAUUUAGAAAUGGAACAACUGAAAUGAUGCGAAAUGGCAACAAUGAUAUAUAUAUAUUAUUUUGGAAACAUGAAACACUUAGAAAUUGAAGUGUAGCGAACAAUUCAUCUGUUAAAAACCAAAGUGGUGAAUGCAUUUGAUACUAUGGUGUCUUUCGUGCCGGACAUCAGCAUGCCAGCUUAUUAUAGCUCAAAUAAGUGAAAAAAGGCAUUCGAUACAAGUUACCGAUUGUACGCGGAGAUCGACCAUUAUAUUGAACCACAUACUCAUUGAUCAAGAAGGGACAUAUUUUGAAAUUGUUUAUAAAAUAUAGAUUUAAACAUAUAA
This is a messenger RNA of Ylistrum balloti, 1828 nucleotides long. Its product is annotated as orexin receptor type 2-like. Bases 95 to 1528 code for a protein of 477 amino acids. The record is from RefSeq and is a predicted model, not a curated record. Gene Ontology annotation, biological process: neuropeptide signaling pathway. NCBI's taxonomy places the organism in Eukaryota, Metazoa, Mollusca, Bivalvia, Pectinida, Pectinidae. Gene Ontology annotation, molecular function: G protein-coupled peptide receptor activity. Gene Ontology annotation, cellular component: membrane. The transcript is spliced from 3 exons.